Messenger RNA from Contarinia nasturtii (swede midge), 3083 nucleotides. It is a transcript of the gene Rcd-1, whose product is annotated as CCR4-NOT transcription complex subunit 9. The record is from RefSeq and is a predicted model, not a curated record. NCBI's taxonomy places the organism in Eukaryota, Metazoa, Arthropoda, Insecta, Diptera, Cecidomyiidae. Gene Ontology annotation, biological process: negative regulation of translation; mRNA catabolic process. Gene Ontology annotation, cellular component: CCR4-NOT complex; CCR4-NOT core complex; P-body. Bases 1230 to 2129 code for a protein of 299 amino acids. The transcript is spliced from 7 exons.
AACCAGGAAAAAAAUAUACAUACUUUGCCUGUGGUACGUAGUGAAGCAUCAAAAUAAAAUCAACUUUCUAUCGAUAUAUUGUAGUGAAACCGAGUUAAAAUAAUUACAAUCGUUUUUAAGAAAAGAACCGUGUUCAAUCAUCGCAACGAAAUUCAAGAAAUUUAUUGCUGGCGUUCAAAAAAUUAACUACCAAAAAUAGAAAUUCAUGCGAAAUUGUGUCAAUUAUGUCACUGCAAAACCAUAAAAAAACAUAACCAUAGAAAAAGAGAAAUAGUGAAACAAGUCUGGAGAGACUACGUUCAUACAGCUAGCUGAAAAGUGUUUUUAUCUCACAAACUCCAUUAUUUUAUUGACCUGUUUUGAAUUUGAUUGCUCGAUUUAUUUCUUUUUAUCGAAGAACAAAAGUGUUUUCAUUUCCUUAGGAAAUUGUGUUGUUCAAUUUGAAAGUGUGCAUACGUGCAAAAGAAGUGGAAAAAAAAACAACAACUUCAACAUAAAGUGAGAACUGAACAAACAAAGUUGUAUGCGUUGUGUAUAUAAAUACUCACUCCAUACGAAACACACGACGACUAAUUUCGACGCAAUAAGAGAUAUUUUUUUUUUGUCUUGCUUUCGUCAAAUUUUUUCCAUACGCUUCUGUUGUGACUCGAUAUUUUCGGUGUGAUUUUAAAUUGUGAAGAAUAAAACGAAAUAAAUUUUACAUUCAUAAAUAAGUAAAUAUAUUGAAUUUGCUUAGAAGAAAGAAAAAACUUGUGACGAAAAAAAAAAAAUCUAGACAAAUCCAAAGUAAAGGACAAAUUAAAACAUAGAAAAGUCAAAAUAUCCAUAUAUAUAAAUAUAUAUAUCUCUAUCUCAGCGAAUAUUUGUGUUCACAUAAAAUAUUUAAAAUAUAUACAUAAGCAUAGAAAAAAAAGCAACAAACAAGACGUCAAGGAAAGCCACCGCAGACAAAACUUAUGCUAAAUAAGUGGAAUAUCAGUAUUCAACAAAAGCGACAACAACAAAAUAAAUAACAAAAUUGAAAAGCUUUUCUAAGUGUUUGCACCAUUCAUUUCAAUUUUCUCAGACUAUAAUAAUAAUUCGAGUGUGGAACACUUUGCGAUCAAGUCGAUUUACGCAAUACCAAAAUACACUGGGAAACAUUUCAAACUUCGCACGCAAAAUUUCGCCACCGAGAAAAAUUCUCUCAUUUUACACCGAAGAAUAUCGAACAGUGAAUUUAUGUCAGCAUGAGCUCUGAUCCUAGUCCAGCAACAUUACAGCAUUCUUCAUCAACGGAAACGGAAAAGGUAUUUCAAUGGAUCAACGAAUUAUCGAAUCCGGAUACGCGCGAAACCGCUUUAAUGGAAUUGAGCAAAAAGCGUGAAACUGUACCAGAUUUAGCGCCGAUGCUAUGGCAUAGCUUUGGCACAAUCGUUGCAUUGCUACAAGAGAUCAUCAAUAUUUAUCCAUCAAUUAAUCCGCCCACACUAACUGCCCAUCAAUCGAAUCGUGUAUGCAAUGCGCUUGCAUUAUUGCAAUGCGUUGCAUCUCAUCCAGAGACGCGAUCCGUUUUCCUUAAUGCUCAAAUUCCAUUAUUUUUAUAUCCAUUUUUAAAUACAACAUCCAAAACGCGACCAUUCGAAUACUUGCGGCUCACUAGUCUCGGUGUCAUUGGCGCUCUUGUCAAGACUGAUGAAGAAGAAGUGAUCACAUUUUUGCUGAGCACCGAAAUUAUUCCACUCUGUUUACGGAUUAUGGAAUCUGGAUCAGAGCUGAGCAAAACUGUAGCCACAUUCAUCUUGCAGAAGAUCUUGCUCGACGAAAAGGGCCUAUCGUACAUUUGUCAAACGUUUGAACGUUUCUCGCAUGUCGCUAUCAUUUUGGGUAAGAUGGUCAUUCAUUUGGCCAAAGAGCCAUCUGUUAGGCUAUUAAAGCAUGUGGUUCGUUGUUAUUUGCGUUUGUCAGAUAACCAAAGAGCAUGUGAGGCCCUUCAGCAAUGUUUGCCCGAUCAACUUCGUGAUGCAACUUUUGCUGUAUCUUUGCAAGAGGAUAAGUCAACAAAGCACUGGCUGUCUUUAUUGAUUAAGAAUGUGGACACAUAUUCGAUAAAUCCACGACAAGUUGGCAUAUCGCCAUUGGCCUCAUAAAAAUUUUCCGCUGAUAUUCUCCAUUUUGAACACGAAAUCAAUUCUACACAUAUGUGGUAGCAAGCGACAAAUUUAUCAUGGAACCAUGUUGUAAAAUUUGAGAUUUUAAGAACAAAAAGAACCGGAAAAGAACACAAUUGAAAUGAAACACUCAUCUGCAUUAAAGAAAAUUAUUGAUUCGUACAAUAUACAAAUGGCAUUACAAAUUAGAUGGCUUUGAAUAAUGUUUACUAUUGAGACUGCAUCAGAAUGAAAAAAAAAUCAACAACAAAAAAUGAUACAUGUUAAAAAGAAAACACAAAAUUAUUUAGAAAAAAUAAAUUAGAAAGAAAAAUGCACUAGAUACAAAUGGUACCUAAAUUUAAAAAUUUGAAAUUGUAAUGGUUAAUAUAUUUUCGUGAUUUCAUUGGGCCAAGAUGUUGGCCAAUCAUAUAUAUAUAUAUAUAUUUUAUCUCAAAUGGAAACCAAACAAUGUAAAACAAAUAAUAGUGAAUCGAAGUCGACCACAUGUGUGAAAUUUAACGUUAGAAUCCACUCACACACACACACAUACACAAAAUCUUAACUUAAAAUUUAUAUAAUGAACACCUAGCGUGAAUAUGGAUUAUGAUUGCUCUGCGAUGUAAUACUAAAUUUUACUAAUAUAAAAUACAACUUAAACUGUUUCUUUUACGUUUUAGAUUAAGAGCAACAACAAAACUGGAAAAACAAUGUUCUUAGUAUAUCCAAAAUGCAAGUUUAUUAGCACUUAAAGAAAAAAAGAAAAAAAAACAGAAAAAAAAAACAGAAAAAAAACAACAAUUUAAUGUAAUAUUUAACCGAGAUAUGGAAAAAUACAUGUAAAUUAGCCCUUAAGCUUACUACAAUUUCAGUACAUUUUGUAAAUUAAUAGAAUUAUUUUAGAAACUAACAAAAACAUAUUUUAUAUUGAGGAAUUACCGACAAACAUUUGUU